GACGACGACAAUUGCCAUCUAUCAAACACGGUUCGAGCGUGUCAUUAACAAAUCAUUAUCCAAAUCAUGGGCGGGUCAAUUUCAAAGAUGAUGGCCAAGGUCUUCGGAUCCAAGGAGAUGCGCCUGCUGAUGUUGGGUCUCGACGCCGCAGGAAAGACCACCAUCCUCUACAAGCUCAAGCUCGACCAAGACGUCACCACCAUCCCGACCGUCGGCUUCAACGUCGAGACCGUCACAUACAAGAACACCAAAUUCAACGUCUGGGACGUGGGCGGUCAGGACAAGAUUCGUCCUCUGUGGAGACACUACUUCUCUGGUACCCAGGGACUCAUCUUCGUCGUCGACUCCAACGACCGCGACCGCGUCGACGAGGCCAGGCAGGAAUUGAUGCGCAUCAUCCAGGACCGAGAAAUGAAGGAUGCGCUAUUGUUGGUUUUCGCAAACAAGCAGGAUCUUCAAGGUGCCAUGUCACCAAAGGAAGUCUCGGAUCGCCUCCAAUUAGACAAGAUUGCCAAAGACCACGUCUGGAAAGUGGAACCCAGCUGUGCGACAACGGGAGAAGGCAUCUUUGAGGGUCUGGCAUGGCUCUCCAACAACGUCAAGCUACCCCCAGGCGCCAAAUAAACAACACAUCAUCCCGUCCCGUCCGCCUCCUCGUUCUGUCAUUCCCCGCGCUAUCUCUCCAUCCCGUCUGGCUCCGACAUAAUUUACCUCUGUACGACUUGCAUGCAACUGACCAUCACAUACACACACACCACACUACACCAUAAACUUGCUUCCUCUCCCGCUCUCUCUGGCAUCUGGCAUCUGUCUGUCUUCCUGCAUAUACCCGGUUUCUGUUUUCUUUUGUUUCCCGCGCUUGAUUUUGCUUUUUGGAGAGCACCCAGCGCUUGUGUUUCACAGACCUCUUUUUUUAUUGCACUUGUAAUCUUGGGGGACUUGCGGUUUUUUCCUGUGAGGAGACCUGGGUGGGUCGGUAGAAGGGCAGGGGGAGGGGCGGUGAGGUGUGUUUUUUGUUUGGAAGGGAGACCCCCCUUGCCUGACUUCAUCGAUUGGUUGUGUAUGAAGAAUUUAGACUCUUUUUUUU
This is a messenger RNA of Pyrenophora tritici-repentis Pt-1C-BFP, 1087 nucleotides long. RefSeq names its product GTPase SAR1 and related small G protein. Lineage: Eukaryota; Fungi; Ascomycota; Dothideomycetes; Pleosporales; Pleosporaceae. Gene Ontology annotation, molecular function: GTPase activity; GTP binding. Gene Ontology annotation, cellular component: cytoplasm. The record is from RefSeq and is a predicted model, not a curated record. Gene Ontology annotation, biological process: intracellular protein transport; vesicle-mediated transport.